AUGAUGCAUGCUCACUACUUUAUUUGGAUUUGGAUUCACUUUUCCUUUGGAGCCUCUGAAUUUUAUCACCCAUGUCAAAAAAUCUGCCUCUGCAAAGAAGGGGCCAAGUUUGUAAACUGCUCUGGAGCCAAUGUGACUGCUGCCCUCACCUUUCCUCCUGAGACAGAGCACUUGGAUUUGUCCAGCAGUAAUUUGUAUUCUGUCCCAAGCAAAGCUCUGGACUCACUGUGGAAGUUACAAGUUCUUCUUCUCAGCGGGAACUACAUUAGCAGGAUUGAAGCAAGAGCAUUUAGUUCCCUAGAGAGACUCCAGAAGCUUGACAUUCAAAGAAAUGAGAUUACAGUGCUUGGAAGCAGCUUUUCAACAGGGCUCAACUCCCUCAGAGAUCUCAUUUUGUCCUACAACAGGCUCCAGAAACUUUACUACAGAAACUUUCAGAACUUUGAGAACCUCCAGAAACUCAACUUCCAGAACAACAACAUCUCCUCCAUAGAAACAGGGGCUUUUCGGAGUCUGACCCGCUUGAGGCAGCUUCAUCUUCAAAAUAAUCACCUCCUCAGCCUCCAUAAUGGGGUCUUCUCCAUGCUACAGCAUUUAGAGGUUUUGAACUUGGAGGGCAACAGGAUAAAGACCAUUGCUCCUGGGAUCUUUACUUCCUUGAACAGCCUCACACUACUUAACUUGGUACGUAAUGAAAUAGAGCAUAUCCGGUUCAAAACCUUCCUAACUAUCCAAACUCCUGGGACUCAUAUCUUGCUCUCCUUCAAUCCAUGGUUUUGUGACUGUGACUUGCAGAGGGUCUUUGCAAAGUUGCACAGUGUCAGGAGGCUGAUCUUGGAUGACUAUGACAACAUGACAUGCAUGGAACCACACGUCCUAAGAAACCUGCCCCUGUCCUCUGUGGACACUCAGCUCUGCAUUGCAGAGACUGUGACGGUUCUUGUCAUUACUUUCACAGUAUUCAUUACUGUGGUGGCUGCCAUUGUGAUGGCUGAACGGAACAGGAAGAAAAGGACAGGAAAGCACUGGAGUGAGGAGAGCGAAAUGUCUUAUGAAUCACAAGACUGA
Molecule: messenger RNA, 1068 nt
Organism: Alligator sinensis (Chinese alligator)
Lineage: Eukaryota; Metazoa; Chordata; Crocodylia; Alligatoridae
Product: slit homolog 1 protein-like
Exons: 1
Coding region: 1-1068 (355 amino acids)
Cellular component (GO): plasma membrane
Molecular function (GO): protein binding
Source: RefSeq, a predicted model, not a curated record